ACGGUUACCUUAGCAACCGAUUAGGCGUCACCACUCUGGGCUGCAGAUUCAUGAGUGCGCGUUUCUUCCCGGAGACCGUCCCGUCCCGUCCUCUUAAUACACCCAUGGUCCCGUCCCGUCGAGAGGGGGACAACCGACACAAGGGGACUGGUUUCUGAAGGACAGUAAAGCAGAUGUCUCUUCCCAGCAGCCUGCUGGGUUCUGUCUGUUCUUCGUGGUGUAGCGGACCAGACGACCGUCUCUGUGCUGCUGGUGCUGGUGGUGUUGUUGUUGUUGUUGUCAGCCAGCAGCAGCCACCAUGGCUGAGGAGGACAGUGAAUGGGUGGUAGAGAGCAUCGUUGGAUACCUGGGAAGUCCCGAGUGGAUCAUUCCUGUCACGGACUUUAUGGAGAACAAAUGCACAGUUUUUGAUGACGAAGAUGAAAAUAAGUUGUCAUACACAGAGAUCCACCAGCAGUAUAAGAAGUUGGUGGAGAAUCUGUUGGGGAAUUACAUGCAGGAGGUUGGCAUCAACGAGCAUCAGUUUCUGGAUGCAUGCACCUCUCCUUUUGCCAAGUCCAAAACACUGCAGACGGUGUUCCUGCCAGUUCUGGCCACAGACGACUUCCAGAUAUUUCGCUCACUGAUGGUCCAGAAGAACAUGGAGCUGCAGCUUCAAGCCCUCAGAGUCAUUAAAGAAAGGAACGGGGCCCUGCCAGAGUGUCUGACUGAUGGCGUGGACGUGAUGACAGAGUUGCAGGAUCAAGAGAUGAAAAUCCUGCAGGAGGUUCUCAAAAAGUCAAAAGAGGAGUAUGAUGAGGAAAUGUCCAGGAGGCUGCUAUUAGAGGAGGAGAUUGGCUCCACCUCCAGCAGCUGCUCUGAUAAGCCAAUGGCAAAAAGCAGUGAAGCCCAGAAUACCAGCUCUGCUCCAAGCCAACAAAGCAACACUGCCAAGACCAAAGCGGAGGGGAAUGGUGACAGCAGCCGCAGCAAUGGUCACCACGCCCCACUAGUGAAUGGAAACACUGCCACUGAAUUUAAUCUGGUCAACGGCAAAUCUGUCACAAAAGAAGAGAGCAAGACGGCUGCUCCAGGAGGCGGAGAGAAGAAAAGAGCAGCGAAGAGCAGCUCCACGUCUAAACCCACACCAGAAUGUGGCAGUAACGGAGUGGAGUCCAGAGUCCUUCCAGCAGUGAGAGCUCCAGUGAGGUCCGGUGAACCCUCCGUCAGCCUCAGUCCUGGUACCAAGGAGCAGAGCAGCAGCAACCAAACUGCAGCCGAGGCCUGGCUGGAGGAGGCACACAGGGAGGCUGGCUUCUCUAAGCCAUAUACUGAGCUGUCAGCGUCUCAGAAGGAGCAGCUCCAGCAGAGGGCGGCAUAUCUACGUCAGCAGCGAGACAAGCUGCAUGCACUGAAGAAAGAACAGCAGAAAACCAAACAGGUGACCCCACCAGAGGAGGCACCCACCCCCGCCCCGGAGGCAGUGGGGCAGUCCCAGAGGAAUGGGGCCUGUACCCCUCCUUCUCCUCUUCCUCCUGCUCCUCUUCCUCCAGCACAACUCUCUGCUAACUCCUCCAAACAGAAGGAGAUAUCUGCUGAGGAGAGGAAGAAGCUUCAGAAGAGAAAACAUCUGGCCGACAAGCUGAAAGAGGAAGUGAUCAAGAAAUAACUUCCCAUCUAACUGCAAUAUUCUCAUUAUGUCCUAUCUGUUAACUCACACAUGGCUUCCUUUACACCGCCUCCUUCAGCCAGAUAAUUCACUCUGCGUAACACUGAUCAGGGUUUUUUUCCAAAGAAACACAAACGUCAUGAGAUCUUCCUACUUCAAAGUUCUUUUCAUUGCUGUAGUCUAACGGAGGGAGGAAGGUACAUCUCUGUUUAUAUUUUGGAUGUACCGGUAUGUGGCACAAGUAUUUUAGCAUCUGUUUGGCUGAGAAAGUUCAGAAAACACACAGACCGGUCAGGCAAUAUGCUGCCAGUGUUACUAGACUUGAGUGGAGAAGAAGAUGGCUUUUACUUUACAUCACUAGACACACCUGUGUCCAAAGCACUCGUUUACUUUAAUGUCAUUUUUUCUGUGUCCAAAUUCUAAAUGCAAAAUGUAUGGACAAUAUAGUGCCCUCAAAAAAUCCCACAUUGGAAUGAAAAAUGUGUUCACAGCAUGCACACUACUUGCUAUAAAUCUUACAAUGCAGUGCUUCACUAUUGAUAGUGUAACUGUUUAUUAUGCAACACUACGCUGGUGGGUAAUGGAUAGAGUAAGCCAUUGACUGGUGUCAAGGAGUGAUUUUGGACACAUCCCUGGGCUUGUUUCUCUUGUAGACAACACUCACAAAGGUCGUAAAUGUGGUGAAACACUAACUCAACAUUAGGCACAACUGGCCCUGGAGUCGUACCGGUGAGUUCAGGGUUAAUGCUGGCGAAAGAGUUUUAUGUCGAGGAGAAGGUGACAUUAGCUAGCACAAGUGUACAGUCUUGUCGUUAGCAUUCCCAGAGGGCAGAGGGCAGCUGGUCCAUCAUGAAGCUGAGAACGCUGUAGCAGCUCAUCCUAGUCAAAGAGCGCUGUGUAAGUCGAACACACUCAUGUGAUCACGAAGGGGCCAAGAGGACAGUGUGUCGCUUUCUACGAGGAAUGCAGUAUUUCAUGUACGCUGUUUAAUAAAUCACAUUUUAUAGAAACAA
Molecule: messenger RNA, 2661 nt
Organism: Sebastes umbrosus (honeycomb rockfish)
Lineage: Eukaryota; Metazoa; Chordata; Actinopteri; Perciformes; Sebastidae
Gene: cfap36
Product: cilia and flagella associated protein 36
Exons: 12
Coding region: 299-1648 (449 amino acids)
Cellular component (GO): axoneme; ciliary base
Source: RefSeq, a predicted model, not a curated record